ACGAACGGGCACGAUCAGCUGUCCUUCUGUCAUCGGAGUUUAAAUCUCAAUCUCCUCCUAAAAUAAACACAUUAAACGAGUGAAUUAUAAUAUAUAAUGUCUUCUAACAACAUGGCAGACCCUAGGCGACAGAAUAAGAUACUGAGGUACAAGCCUCCCAGCACAGAGACCAACCCCACACUGGAGGACCCCACCCCCGACUACAUGAACCUGCUCGGCAUGAUCUUCAGCAUGUGUGGACUGAUGCUCAAGCUGAAGUGGUGCGCCUGGAUCGCCGUCUACUGCUCGUUCAUCAGCUUUGCAAACUCCAGAAGCUCCGAAGACACCAAACAGAUGAUGAGCAGCUUCAUGUUGUCCAUCUCAGCAGUCGUCAUGUCCUACCUGCAGAACCCACAGCCCAUGUCGCCGCCAUGGUAACCGAAGAUGUAUUCUAGAAUGAGUGACGAAACAGCUGGUUUCCACCCCCCCCUCCCCUCCCCUUCCCUCCCUCCGUCGCCAUGGAAAAACC
This is a messenger RNA of Scomber japonicus (chub mackerel), 508 nucleotides long. It is a transcript of the gene wdr83os, whose product is annotated as WD repeat domain 83 opposite strand. Lineage: Eukaryota; Metazoa; Chordata; Actinopteri; Scombriformes; Scombridae. The record is from RefSeq and is a predicted model, not a curated record. The coding region runs from base 97 to 417 and encodes 106 amino acids. The transcript is spliced from 4 exons. Gene Ontology annotation, biological process: protein insertion into ER membrane. Gene Ontology annotation, cellular component: endoplasmic reticulum membrane. Gene Ontology annotation, molecular function: protein folding chaperone.